AUGCCUGAGCCAGCAAAGUCCGCGCCUAAGAAAGGCUCCAAGAAGGCCGUCACGAAGAUCGCCGGUAAGGGAGGAAAGAAGCGCAAGAGGUCUAGGAAGGAGAGUUACGCUAUCUACGUCUACAAAGUCCUGAAGCAGGUUCAUCCUGACACCGGUAUCUCUUCCAAGGCGAUGGGCAUCAUGAACUCUUUCGUCAACGACAUCUUCGAGCGCAUCGCCGGUGAGUCGUCUCGUCUCGCUCACUACAACAAGCGCUCCACCAUCACUUCUAGAGAGAUCCAGACCGCCGUGCGUCUGCUGCUGCCCGGAGAGCUGGCCAAACACGCCGUGUCCGAGGGCACCAAGGCCGUUACCAAAUACACCAGCUCCAAGUAGAGAUUUAACCAAGACUCAGUCACCUUAAAGGCUCUUUUAAGAGCCACCCAUCUUCUCGUUUAAGAGAGUUUAUAAUGCUUGCAGUUCAUUCAAGUUUUAACUUGUUUUUGUCUCCGCCUCAGUCU
Ctenopharyngodon idella (grass carp) is the source of this 500-nucleotide messenger RNA. Its product is annotated as histone H2B-like. The record is from RefSeq and is a predicted model, not a curated record. The coding region runs from base 1 to 375 and encodes 124 amino acids. Gene Ontology annotation, molecular function: protein heterodimerization activity; DNA binding; structural constituent of chromatin. NCBI's taxonomy places the organism in Eukaryota, Metazoa, Chordata, Actinopteri, Cypriniformes, Xenocyprididae. The transcript has a single exon. Gene Ontology annotation, cellular component: nucleosome.